Molecule: messenger RNA, 1352 nt
Organism: Pseudo-nitzschia multistriata
Lineage: Eukaryota; Bacillariophyta; Bacillariophyceae; Bacillariales; Bacillariaceae
Source: the annotation of a GenBank genome assembly
CCAGAAAUUCAAAUUUGUAACGCAUCGCAAGACGUCGACCACCAAAACAACUUCAGGAAACAGACCAUGGCUCGUUUCUCGGUAGCAACUACGGCACUCUGCCUAGCCCUCGGGGCUCCUUCCUCCCAGGCUUUCACUGGAAUUCAAUUCCGACCUCUGACSACAUCGUCACCUGUUGCCGCCAAUGGUUCCAGCUCGGUCUUGCACAUGAACCUGUUCGACCGAUUCGCUCGCGUGGCGAAGUCAAACCUGAACGAUCUCGCAAACAAGCUUGAAGACCCAGAAAAAAUCAUGGGACAGGCCAUCGAAGAAAUGCAGGUUAGUUUCUUUCGUUUCUUUUUUGUCAACAUUUUGUUUCUCCCAUGGGAUCCUGGAUGUUUGCUGGAGCUGUGCGCUCCCCACUUUCUGCCUUCUUCAUUGACAUCGACUCAAAUAUAAUGCACCACACCGUAACUGAUGCCCCUCUGCGAGAACAGAACGACUUGGUCAAGAUUCGCCAAAGUUACGCCGAAGUUACGGCCACCCAGCGUCGUUUGUUGAAACAAAAGGAGCAGUGUGACGCCAUGGCCCAGGACUGGUACAAGCGGGCACAGCUGGCUCUCGAAAAGGGCAACGACGAAUUGGCUAAAGAAGCACUGACGAGACGCCAGCAGCAAGCCGAAGAGGCCGCCAGUUUGCAGAGCCAAAUCGAUGGCCAAGCCGAUUCUUUGGACAAGCUGUUUGAGGGAAUGAAAAUGUUGGAGACGAAAAUCAGCGAAAACAAGGCCAAGAAGGACCAAAUGAUUGCCCGAGCCAGAACCGCCCAAUCCACCCAAAAGGUGAACGACAUGAUCUCCGGAGUUACGGGUAAGGCCAGCACGGACGCCUUUGCCCGAAUGGAAGAAAAGGUCGAGGCGUUGGAAGCAUCCGCGGAAGUUUCUGCCGAAAUGGGAUCGAUAACGGGAAACGCACUCCCUGGAUCAUCGGGUGCCAGCAUGGAAGCUCAGUUCAAGGCACUGGAGGCUGCGAGCGAAGUCGACAACGAACUUGCAAAGAUGAAGGGUUUGCUUGCGGCCGAAUCAUCAUCCGAAAGCAGCAAGAAAAGCGAUGUCGACGACGAGCUAGAAAAGCUAAAAAGGGAUGCCGGGCUUUAAAGGUAGGGUAUUGCUUUAUCCAUCACAACUGCAUAACUGGCCUCGUUUCACCCUAGAAUUGGCCGUGUGUAGCGUAUCUCGGUACGUGACGAACGUUCACAUCCUCAUCUCUGAUCUUUUGACUCGAGGUGUACACGAGAAACUAAUAUGCUACCGUGCGGCUUCGUACCCAUGAUCAAAGCCAUAUUAUAUCAAAGUUAAUAAUCUACCGGUAGCCAU